AUGAACACGGACUGCGACUACUCCUCGGCAUAUGUCACGCUCCUCACCGACUCCGCCCUGGUGGGCCAUGGGAUGACGUUCACCAUCGGUCGCGGGAACGACAUCGUGUGUGCUGCAUUGGCGCGGUCGCGCAGCCUGCCUGGUGGGCAAGGAGAGCGAGGAGUUAUUCAAGGAUAUGGGGAACACAUGGGAAUACAUAAUGGCGGACCCGCAGCUGCGCUGGAUGGGCCCAGAGGAGGGUGUGAUUCAUAUUGCGUCGGGCGCUCGCGCUGUGGGACGUGUAUGCGCGGGCAGGAGAUAAGCCAUUGUGGGACUUCAAGAUUGUGGUGGACUUCAAGUUCACCCGAGAAGAGCUCGUUAGCGCGGCUGCGUGUGGCGGACGCCAUUACCAAGGAGGAGGCGCUCGCGAGGCUCGAAGCGGGUAAAAAAAGAGACUCAGGGAGGCAAUUGUUAGGGAGCAAGGGAUACACCGACGAGAAAGUUAUGAAGGUCGGGGCCGACCCAGCUGACGACCUUCGCCGCGGAAAACUCAUCCGCUCGCUCAUCGACAACCCCACGCCGCUGCCUCCAAACCACGCGCCGUCACCGCCAGAGAGCAUCGCUGGGAAGAAUGCUGGGCCGACCGGCGCGGUGCUCAUAAUCGACGCGAACCAGAUCUGGGACCUGGACCGCAACGUGCUGAGUACACCACGAGCACUUUGCCAAUCUUAA
This is a messenger RNA of Mycena indigotica, 711 nucleotides long. RefSeq names its product MR-MLE domain-containing protein. Bases 1 to 711 code for a protein of 236 amino acids. Gene Ontology annotation, molecular function: magnesium ion binding; hydro-lyase activity. NCBI's taxonomy places the organism in Eukaryota, Fungi, Basidiomycota, Agaricomycetes, Agaricales, Mycenaceae. Gene Ontology annotation, biological process: carbohydrate catabolic process. The transcript has 4 exons. The record is from RefSeq and is a predicted model, not a curated record.